Pectinophora gossypiella (pink bollworm) is the source of this 2218-nucleotide messenger RNA. RefSeq lists its product as uncharacterized. Lineage: Eukaryota; Metazoa; Arthropoda; Insecta; Lepidoptera; Gelechiidae. The record is from RefSeq and is a predicted model, not a curated record. Bases 261 to 2033 code for a protein of 590 amino acids. The transcript is spliced from 7 exons. Gene Ontology annotation, molecular function: peptidase inhibitor activity.
CUCAUUCAUUAGUCAUCCCGUGAUCAUGGCACUUGCAACAGUGUCGAAAUAUCGGGAGUCUCAUAUCCCCAUUUAAACGCGCGCCGCACUCGCUGUUACCGAAGGGUAAAUGCCUGCCUACCGCCGUGGAGGUCGGACCCUGCCAUACCUGCGUCUGUGACAACAACGGAGUAUACAUCUGCCGCAACCAGGACUGUGACACUCAGAAGCUCAGCGAAGUAGCUCAAGGAAAAUUAGACGUUGAUGAAUGUACACCACACAUGCUAUAUAAAGACGGAAUUUUGUGGUGCUCCUGUACUGACAAAAAACGUUGGAAAUCUGAAAGCUGCCGGCAAAACUUCUACCACACUCGUAACAAAGUACCAUUGAGGAAAACAAAAAUAUCUAUUGACGCUAUUCAAUGUGAUAAAAACGAUUACUAUGUCGUCGAUUGCAACGUCUGCCUUUGUAAAUCUGGUAUCCUCGAUGAGGCAUCUUGCACCAAUAGAACUUGCCUCGAAGGCAGUAAAGUUGACGACUGCAAGUAUGGCCAAGUGCUGAGACUAGACGGAGAACUUUGUACGUGCAGCGAACUAGGAUUCUACAUUGACAAACUGUGCAUUAAGGUCAAGGGCGUGAAUACGAAAAUAGAACAGAAAGAUCUGGCCAUCCUAACACACGAAGUAAAAGGUAUGAAAGAGAACAAGAGGACUUUAAAAGACAAAAAUCUUAAAUGUGAACCAAACUCCAUCUUCAACGUGGAUUGCAACAAAUGUUGGUGUUCUGAAGAUGGGAAGGAUAUGAAAUGUACUGCUAAACUUUGUUCGCCUGAAAUACUGAAACAAACCAUGUUUCAAGAUUCACCUAAUAUUCCUGAAGGUGAAAAAUGCGUAAAAGGACAAACAUAUAAGAAAGAUUGUGGCACUUGUACUUGUAAUGAAAACAACCGAAUGAUGUGUAGUAAGACAGCUUGUCUCUCUCCUGAAGAGCGCGACGAACUAAGUAAAAUACAACAGCAACAUUCCAAAAUUUCUCAACAAAAGGAGAAAGUUACAGAAAACGAUCAAAAAACAGUAAGAGAGGGUAACAAGAAUCAUAAUAUCAAGAUAAUAGAAAUAAAUAAAAAUGGAACUCCUAAUAAAAAAAUAGGAUUUAAUAAGUCGGACUUCAAAUCUGCAGGUGAUAAGAAAAAAACAAUCAAAUUAAAUACAAUACAAACAGGAAAUGACUUUGAAAUGAGGGCAAAGAACGACGAAUUAGAAAAAAUAAAGUUACAUGCCCAUAAAUUAGGACUUUUCGAAGAAGAUGAGGGGGAUGAAGAUCACGAUCAAGAUAAUUCCGAUUAUAAGCCAAUAAAGUUGACAGAUGCUUCAGGAAGAUUCCCACUAUUGAAUCUGAAAGUGAAAUGCACCCCAGGAAGAAUCUACACCAAGGGGUGCCAGCGAUGCUUCUGCUGUAACCAAAAGAAACCCCGAUGUACCAACAAACCAUGCAAAGCUAUGAGUAAAAAAGUGAAGGUUCCAUCUGACGUGACUCCGUCAAUCAGCGGGUUAGACUUCGCGAGGAUGGCGAGUCUACCCCACGAAGCGGCGAAGUGCACACCGGGCAAGUCAUAUAAAGUAAGGUGCAACAGGUGCAUCUGUCUGGCAAAUGGGAACUUAUUGUGCGAAAAUAAACUCUGCGCCAGCAUAGCUGAAAUCAACGCGAAUACUGCGUGGAGAUACAAUGGAAAUACCUGCAAAUCAGACGAGGACCCUCCUCAUCCAGGAGACUGCAUAACAUGCAAGUGUGAGAAGAAAGAAUUCAAAUGCAAUCCCCGGCCCAAAUGCAUACCGCGAAAGUUCAAUAGCGCGUCAAUACUGAAAAAUGUCAAACACCUUGAAAUUAACUCCACCAUGGACUGUGUACCGCACAUGGUGUACAAACAAGCCUGCAACGACUGUUACUGCCAAGCAGAUCAUAGUCUCCGUUGCACCAGAAAAGGCUGCCUAUCUUACACCCAGGUUAAGAAAUUGGAUGAAGUGCGCCAAAAGCUGCUUCAAGAAGGAUUGUAAAUUGUAAACCACAAUAUACCGGGUGCUAGAGACAUCGUACCGAAUACGGGAUGAUUCAGCUUGAUAUUAACUCAGUUAUGAGCGGAUUCAUCCCCCUUAAUAUUCGAUACGGUAUCACUAACACCCUGUUGGUAUAUCUUUUUAUUUUUGACUUGACUUAUUGUAGGUCAGGAAGGUGCCCACUU